Molecule: messenger RNA, 2994 nt
Organism: Cryptotermes secundus
Lineage: Eukaryota; Metazoa; Arthropoda; Insecta; Blattodea; Kalotermitidae
Gene: Cdc27
Product: cell division cycle protein 27 homolog
Exons: 15
Coding region: 150-2693 (847 amino acids)
Biological process (GO): cell division
Molecular function (GO): protein binding
Source: RefSeq, a predicted model, not a curated record
GUGCCAUCUGUUAAAAUUUUCAAAAUGGUGGUCGUUGAGAGGAGGUGUUAUUAGUUCCCUAAUGAAAGUUUGUUUGUUAGUUUAUGUGCUUUAAAUAUUUUAGAAAAGUGAAGUGAGUUGUGUUUAGUUGUAUCAGUGAAUAAUAUAAAAUGAUAGUCCAGGAGCCUGUCCAGGCAGCUAUAUGGCAUUGCCUCAAUCAUUAUGCUUAUCCUGACGCAAUAUUUCUUGCUGAACGUCUUUACGCUGAGGUGGACUCAGAUGAUGCAUUGUUCUUACUUGCCACCUGCUACUACCGGUCAGGAAAGCCAGGGCAAGCUUAUUCCAUUCUGCGCAACAAGGGCACCAGUUCACCACAGUGCAGAUACCUCCUGGCCAGGUGCUGUCUGGAUCUGCAGAAGUUGAGUGAAGCUGAGUCAGUUCUUACGGGUGGUGACACGGCUCGAUCAAAAAGCUUUGAUGAGCUUGUGUCUGAAUUUGGUGAUCAGGCAUGCUUCGCACUACAGAUCCUUGCUCGCAUCUGCUCACAAACUGAGAGGCGCAGCAAGGCAGCAGAAGCAUAUGUGCAAUCUCUGAAGUUAAAUCCUUUCCUGUGGCAUUCAUUUGAGGAACUAUGUAACCGUGGUGAGAAACCAGAUCCUUUACGGACAUUCCAAGUGUCACACUUAGAGAACUUCUCAAUGUGUCAUGGAAACAAUCCAGUGGUGAAUUUUGUUAAUAGUUGUGAACACAGUAGCUGCAGUAGCAUCACUAACAGCAGUGCAAAUACCAAUGAAGCAACAGUUUUGAACACCAUUAGCAGCACACCAAUCCAACUGCUCAACUGCUUUAACACAGCGCCACCAAGUGUUCGGGUGUUCACUCCAGAAGAGAGUUCUUUAGCCAAUCCCUUGAAUGCUGGUCAUUCCGGCAUUGCUCCUCUGCCUUCUACAAGGGGGAAAUCUGUUCGUUUCCGUAGUAUAUUUUCUGGCGGUAUUAGUCCUGUGACACCAAGUUUUGGAGUUCAGCCAUUGGAUAGUCCUAGUUACUGUGACUCUCUCCAAAUGGCAUACCUAUCACCCACGCUUGUGCCAUCGACAACAUUGACUGAGGCCAAUGACCAGAAGAGUCUCGCUAAGCGGGUGAGCAGUCUACGCGCACAUGUAGGGCAAUUGAUUAGUCGUAAGGAAACACCUCUGCAACAGAGCAAGCCAGUAUUCAGCCAGACUAGUAACACUAGCAACACAUCAAACAUUGUACCAACACCAAGUCCCACAACACCGCAGGCUCCUCUCCAACCUGGGUCAGUUCGGAGAAGCUCCCGGCUCUUUAGCAACAGCUACUCUGUAAAGGAAAAUAACAAAAGUCCAAAUAGGAAUAAAUUUGUAACACCAAAGUCACCUUCUGGUAAAACUAAAUCUCGCAUCUCCAAGGCAAAUCGAAACAAAACGAGCUUCAGUGAAUUGAAUGAGAGAAAUCGAAGUGAAAAGGAGAAAACUGAAACUAUAACUUCAUCAGACUUGAAGAUCAUUAGUAAUAAUGGUGGUUCAGUGCUUAAUCCAAUAAUGCAAGCACUGCAGAUGCAGAAACAGUCUUCAGAAGGGUUGAUGGCCUUACUUCGGGAAUUGGGCACUGCGUACCUUCAUUUAUCUCAGUUCAAUUGCCGGAAAGCCAUAGACUGCCUAAACAAUCUCCCACCACAGCAUUACAGCACAGGUUGGGUCCUCUCACUGCUCGGGAAGGCCUAUUACGAGUUGACAGAUUACCAGCAGGCUGUCAGAUACUUCAGUGAGGUGCGGGAGCGGGAACCCUAUAGAUUGCAGCUGAUGGAACUGUACAGCACAGCACUGUGGCAACUGCAGAAAGAAGUGACAUUGUCUACUCUGGCACAGGACCUUGUGGCACAGGAUCGUUUGUCUCCUGCUGCUUGGUGUGCCACAGGAAACUGCUUCAGUCUCCAGAAGGAGCACGAUACUGCCAUCAAGUUCUUCCAGAGGGCUGUACAGGUGGAUCCUACAUUUGUAUAUGCAUACACCCUCUUGGGGCAUGAAUAUGUCACGACAGAAGAGCUGGACAAAGCAAUGAGCUGUUUUAGAAGUGCAGUGAGGAUAGAUGCAAGACACUACAAUGCCUGGUAUGGUAUUGGAACUAUUUAUUCAAAGCAGGAGCGAUAUUUACUGGCUGAAAUACAUUUCAAACGGGCUCUUUCUAUUAACACCCAAAGCUCAGUUCUUCUAUGUCACAUAGGAGUGGUUCAGCAUGCAUUACAGAAAACAGAAAAGGCAUUGCAGACCCUGAAUAAUGCAAUUGCUAAUGAUCCCAAGAAUCCACUAUGCAAGUUCCAUCGUGCAUCUAUAUACUUCGCAGCAGGCAGACAUGCAGAGGCACUUAAAGAACUGGAAGAGCUGAAAGAAAUUGUUCCCAAAGAGUCAUUAGUUUAUUACUUAACAGGAAAAGUACAUAAAAAACUAGGCAACACGCACUUAGCCUUAAUGCACUUUAGCUGGGCAACUGAUCUCGACCCUAAAGGGGCCAACAGUCAAAUCAAGGAGGCCAUUGAUCCUGCCUUGAACCACAGUCAGGCUGAGGAGGACACAUCAACUACACAUCCAGGUGAAGACUAUCCUAGUGAAGGCAGUUCAGCCCCACAGCAUGAGUCCUCGCAGGAAGGUGCUGAGUUUGUUUCAAUGAGGGAUGAGAGUGACGAGAGUCUGUAAAAUCCCAAGUUCAGUUCUGUAACAAGAGAGACUCUUCAUAACAUAUUUAUAUGACUGUUUUCCAGCAUAAUUAUAGUUCUUUAUUUGUGGAACACAAGGAUAGGGUUCUUAUCAUGAAAGAUUGAAAACAAAAUUUAGAACAUUUGCCUGGCGGGUGAACAAACCUAAGUGAAUUUGUACUUAGCCAAUAAGCUUCAUUAUAUCAGUCAUCAGGCAUAUAUUUAACCCUUUGACAUGCUCAGAAUACAUACAUCCAGUGAACUGAAUUAUAAAAAAUAAAUGCUCCAGAUUAUCAUAGAAA